GAGCAGCAUCGAUCAAUUGAUUCAUAAUGGCGUCGGUCUACAAGGCGGUUUCAAAAAAGAACUCCCGACAACUCGAGGAGGACCAGGAUAUGGAGGAUGUGGAAAUGGAAGAUAUCAUUGCGGGAGCAGACGAUACCAGCGAUAGCGACAGCGAGGAAGAUGAAGUUGAAGCGAAGAAGCAGGUGCCCUCGGGACAGAUGCCCAAGACCCGGGUUUUAAUGCUGACGUCCAGGGGCGUGACACACCGGCAUCGACACCUACUGGCCGAUCUUACAGCUCUACUUCCUCAUACUCACAAGGAAACCAAACUGGACACGAAAAAGAAAACAGCCGGAUAUAACCUCCUACUUAAUUCUCUGGCAGACCUCCAUUCCUGCAAUGUGAUUUUCUUCCUUGAAGCUCGCAAGCGGGGCCAGGAUUUGUACCUUUGGAUCUCGCGCCCGCCUAACGGUCCAACGAUCAGAUUCAAUGUGACGAAUUUGCACACGAUGGGCGAGCUUGGAACGGGAUUUUCAGGGAACUGCCUCAAGGGUGGAAGGGGAAUUGUCGUGUUUGAUCGGUCAUUUGACGAGCAGGGUCCCAACAUGGGCAGUUCCGGGACAGAGUACCGAGGACUUAUCCGGGAAAUGCUCCGUGGAGUGUUCUGUGUUCCUAAGCGCGGCGUGAGAGGCAUGAAACCCUUUAUCGAUCGCAUCAUCGGCGUCUUUGGCGUAGAUGGAAAGAUCUGGAUCCGUGUCUAUGAGAUCAGGGAGUCUGAGGGUGGCGGCAAGAAGAAGUCCGAGGACGGAGAGAAGGAAGACAAUGAGAAGACCAAGCCGGCCCCCGCUAAAGGCAAGAAAGGAUUGCCGGAUAUCUCUCUUGUUGAGAUCGGUCCUCGCUUUGUCUUGACCCCUAUCGUCAUCUUGGAGGGUAGUUUCGGAGGCCCCGUCAUUUACGAGAAUAAGGAGUAUGUCAGCCCGAACCAAGUUCGGAGGGAGGUCCGCAUGAAGAAGGCGAGCCGAUACUCGCAACGCAGAGACAACCAGACGGGUCGCGUCGCCAAGCGCUCGGAACUGGGACUGGGAGAAGGAGGGAAGAAGCCGGAUGCACUGGAUACAAGGAAAAUCUUUGCUUGAUUGUUGUCUAUUUUGUUUGUCCUUUUCCUACGUUUUUCAUUUCUCUUUCCCACUUUCUUCCCUUUUACACUUGAUAUCCCUUUGUCUGGGGAAUGACUGCAUUUUGUUAAAAGAAGGAUACGGAUCUGGAGAGGCGUUGACUGCGUUCCCGGAAUGAAUAAUAGUUCCUUUUCUUGAUAUUGCAGUAGUGUAAUCGGUAAGCGAGCCGGCAGUGUUGCUUCAGUAGGUUGAGCAUAUUGAGCUUCUUGGACCUUAUUCUCAUGCCGUAGAAGCUGCUUUAAGCUGCAAAAGCACCCUUUCUGGAUUGAAUGCGAUUAGGUCGGUUGCUCUGAAGCCAUAGAUAGGACCCCCUUCUACAACAAUACAAGGUGGAAGCAC
This is a messenger RNA of Monascus purpureus, 1493 nucleotides long. The record is from the annotation of a GenBank genome assembly. Lineage: Eukaryota; Fungi; Ascomycota; Eurotiomycetes; Eurotiales; Aspergillaceae.